AUGGCUUCCUCUACCCUUUACAUGAUUUUCAUUCUCUUUCUUCAACUUAUGUUAGUCCAUGGAAACAUUGCUCCAAUCUCAACACUCACUGCCACCACCAACAAUAACAAUUCAUGGCUAUCACCUUCUGGUGAAUUCGCCUUCGGGUUUCGCCAACUUAACACCUCAACAAACCCUUUCAUGCUUGCAAUAUGGUACAACAAAAUACCUGAUAAAACCGUUGUUUGGACUGCCAGAGACACAAACAACAAUAACAAUCUCUUACAAGUACCAACGGGAUCAAAGAUUCAGUUAACAUCAGGAGGACUUACUUUGACAACUCCACAAGAUAUGAUCAUUUGGACAGCACAGCCAAACGCUGUGGUUUCCUAUGGAAACAUGCUUGACACCGGAAACUUUGUUCUUGUAAACAACAUUUCAACUGUUUGGGAAAGUUUCGAGUUUCCUACUGAUACCCUUUUGCCUAAUCAAUCUCUUGGGUUAAGUAACACCUUAACUUCAAGAUUAUCAGAGAACAACUUUACAAGUGGAAGGUUCCAGCUUUAUUUUAAUGAUGCUGAUAAAAAUCUCAUGUUAAGUCCACUUGCAUGGCCUACUCAAUUUCGUUACGAUUCUUACUAUACAAAUGAUGUUCCUAACUCGGCUUCUUCGAGUUUGGUUUUUAAUGAAUCAGGAGAUGUUUAUGUGGAAACAAAUAAUGGGACUAGAAUGAAACCACAGGGUGCACAGUGGGGCAAUUUGGAUUCUGAUCCUAAGUUGUAUUAUUAUAGAGCAACGCUUGAUUAUUAUGGAGUUUUCACUCAAUAUUCUCAUCCAAGAGAUACAAAGGCAAAGCAAGAUUGGACUAUUGUGAGGUAUGUUCCUGAGAACAUUUGCAAUGAUGUGGACAAUGAAAUGGGUGGUGGUUCUUGUGGUUAUAAUAGCUAUUGCUCCAUGGACAAUCAGAGACCUACUUGUAAAUGUCCUUAUGGUUACUCGCUGGUAGAUCCGAGUAAUCGAUUUGGUGGGUGUCAACUGAACUUCACACUUGGUUGUGGAGCUGAUAAUGGUGAAGGAUUGAAUGUGAGGCUAGAAGAUUUAUAUGAGUUUACUGAACUUAAAGGUGUAAAUUGGCCUUUAUCAGAUUAUGGAAGGCUGCAACCUUAUUCUCAACAGGAGUGUCAACAAUCUUGUUUGCAUGAUUGUUUGUGUGCUGUUGCUGUUUUCAAUGACCAAACUUGUUGGAAGAAAAAAUCGCCUCUUGUCAAUGGAAGAGAAGAAAAUGGUGACCAUAUAGUACUUAUUAAAACAAGAGUUUCUCCUCUUGGUAAAAUAGGUACUGGUUCUUACACUGACUUGACAAAAGACGAUGUUAAGCGGACUCUUCGAGGACUACUUAUUGGUUCAGCAGUCUUCAAUAGCAUAUUCUUGGCUGUGAUUGUUUUCGUCAUUUUGUUGAAGCCGAAAAGGGUUGUUGUCCAAGGUGCAACUCUCUUGGAAACAAAUUUAUGUUCCUUUAGUUAUGAAGCAUUAAAAGAAGCUACGCAGGGUUUUAAUGAAGAACUAGGUAGAGGUUCCUUUGGAAUUGUUUACAAAGGUGAAUUAAAAGCAGCAUCAUCUAGUAAUGUUGUUGCUGUUAAGAGAUUGGAUCGGUUAGCACAAGACCGCGAUAAGGAAUUCAAGACCGAGUUGAGUGCCAUUGGUAAAACCUGCCACAAAAACUUGGUAAGGUUGAUUGGAUUUUGCGAUGAGGGAAUCCAUAGAAUGUUGGUGUAUGAGUUCAUGAGCAAUGGUAGUCUUGCAGAUAUCUUGUUUGGACAAUCCAAACCCAAGUGGAAUCAAAGGGUUGGAUUUGCUUUGGGGAUUGCAAGAGGGUUGGUGUACUUACAUGAAGAGUGUGACACUCCCAUCAUUCACUGUGACAUAAAGCCUCAAAAUAUACUCAUAGAUGAGUACUUUACAGCUAAGAUCUCUGAUUUUGGACUGGCCAAGUUAUUGUUGGCUGAUCAGAGUAGAACAAAUACAAUGAUCCGCGGAACACGGGGUUAUGUGGCUCCUGAAUGGUUCAAGAAUGUUCCUGUGACAGCUAAAGUGGAUGUUUACAGCUUUGGCUCCAUGUUGUUGGAAAUUGUUUGCUGCAGAAAAAGUGUGGUGCUGAUGGAGCCAGGGGAGGAAGAGAAGACAAUUUUGGCAGAUUGGGCUUGUAAUUGCUAUAUGGAAGGGAGAAUAGAUGCUCUUGUGGAGAAUGAUCAAGAGGCCUUGGGUGACAUUGGAAGGCUAGAAAAGUGGAUAAAGAUAGCAAUUUGGUGCAUUCUUGAGCAUCCUGAAACAAGGCCAACGAUGAGGAUGGUCGUGCAAAUGCUAGAAGGUGUUGUUCAAGUCCCUAAUCCACCAUCACCUUUCUCCUACAGUUCAAUUCCUUGA
Molecule: messenger RNA, 2403 nt
Organism: Vicia faba (fava bean)
Lineage: Eukaryota; Viridiplantae; Streptophyta; Magnoliopsida; Fabales; Fabaceae
Source: the annotation of a GenBank genome assembly